Messenger RNA from Drosophila ananassae, 2494 nucleotides. RefSeq lists its product as uncharacterized. The coding region runs from base 351 to 1754 and encodes 467 amino acids. The record is from RefSeq and is a predicted model, not a curated record. NCBI's taxonomy places the organism in Eukaryota, Metazoa, Arthropoda, Insecta, Diptera, Drosophilidae. Gene Ontology annotation, cellular component: membrane. The transcript has 5 exons. Gene Ontology annotation, molecular function: scavenger receptor activity; protein binding.
UUUUUCCAAAAGGAACAUUCGGGUGAGUAACAGAAUCAUCGUCAAAUGGGAAACAGUUUUCACGAGACUCGCGAUCCAAGCGUACACGCAGCGGAAAUCAAGCGCUGCCCAUUCUUAACGACCAAGAAUUUUGGGGAGAAAGUGUCUAUUUUUAGUGUCUACAUAUAGUAUAACUAUAUUUUUAAUAAUAUUAAAUUUUUACAGUGAAAUUAAAAAUCUGUGAAGGACUUUUAAGACUUGCAAGUGUUGCCUUUGAUGAAAAUAAAUAUUAAGUCUGUUAAUUGUAAAAAAUGAUAAUGAAUAGGAAUAAAAUCUAAAAUCAUAAUCAAAUCAAAGCAAAAGACACCAAAAUGAUGGCACAGAGAUGGUCGGAGAGCCUAAUCCUAUGGCUGGCUUUAUGGAUACCACUGGGAUCCACUGAGAACAGCAGCCUGCGCGUCAACACGAAUGUGAAGGACAUCGAGGCUGGGGCCAGGACCUUGGCUUCGAUUCAGGGCCCCGGAAAUAUUUGCAUACGCGAGGAGCCCUACGUCGAGCAGAUCCAGAUCCCGGAGAUGCAGCCCGUGCGCGUGCGCACCUCCAGCUGGUGCAUGGAGAUCCCGCCAAGGUGCGCCACAUACAAGACGGAAAUGCGCGAAGUGAUGCGGGUCCAGAAACUAAACAAAACGCGAACUGUUCGUUUUUGCUGUCAAGGCUAUGAGGGAAACCUCUCCGAUAGCCAGGCCACCUGCAAGCCCAUUUGCAGGGGAGGAUGUGGGCGUGGCAGCUGCGUUAUGCCGGAAAUUUGUAGCUGCGAGGAGGGAUAUGUUGGCAAGCACUGCACCCAGCGCUGUGACCACGAUCGCUGGGGCUUGGAUUGCAAGAAUAUCUGUCAGUGCCAAAAUGGAGCUGCCUGCGACAAUAAAUCUGGCAUAUGCCAUUGCCUGGCUGGUUGGGCAGGGCAAUUCUGUGAGCAGCCCUGCCCUCAAGGAACCCAUGGUAUCAUGUGCCGCAAGGUCUGUGAUUGUGACGAGAAGCCAUGCAACCCGCAGACCGGAGCUUGCAUCCUGCACGAUCACCAGCCGGAGUUGAAUGUCAGCCACGUUAUCGUGGAAACGGUGAACUCCACGCUGGAGAAAAUGGGCAUUAUUCCGCGACCCGUCACCCCAAGUCCCCUCCCAGAAGUCAUUGUAAUCAAGCAGCCGGCGGGCCAGGAAGGUGGCCAUCACACGCCCAAGAUUAUUGUCCAUCAGUCUGGCAGCGAACUACUCGAGAAUCUUCACACUUCUGCCGCUGGAAUACCAGCUCCAGAGGUCAUCCACGUCAUAACCAACGGUAUCACCUCGCCGCAGGAGCAUCUGGCCGGAUUUUCCGGAUUGGAUACCAACACCAGCCAAAAGGGGGCAGUCGAUCCACAAACGGGGGUGGUGACUACUCUGGUGGUCAUCAUGCUGCUCUUGCUCUUCGCUAUUGCAGCUGGCACGUUGUAUGUGUUCCGGAGGUAUCACCACAAGGACUCUACGGUUUAUAACUCCAAUGGGGUAAUGAAGACACAGUCUUCGAAUCCGGAGGUCAUCCUCACCGAGGCCUCAGCCCUUGGAAAGAAUUUCCACGAGCCCCUUCCGGAGCCACCCAUAAUAUUUGCGGUCUCGCCGCAGUCAAACGAUGCCAUUUUUAAACAGCUCCAGCUGAACUGUACGACACUCCCAGCAAUAACUCGUCAAUUAAAACACCGCCUUAUGCUUAUGCUAGGAAGGAGUCUCUUUACUCGGUGAUCACUCCCAAGUCUCGCAAGGGCAGCCUGGACUCGCACCUGUACGAUGAGAUCCGCUACCAUCAGCAGCACCACCAUCAGCAUCACCAACAGCAUCAGCAACGAAGCCAUCAAGGUCAGCACUCCACCACCGCCUCGGCCUUUCUGCCGGCCAGACCACCUUCGAUGCCACUAGGUGACCAGUUUGCCGGCGGAAACCACCAAUCCCACCAACGAUCCCACCACGUGACCCACUUGAUUAUACCCCCACAGAAUGCAAAUUUCCUCCAGGUACCCGCUCAAAUCACUGCCAAGAGAAUAGCUCACCUCUGAGCACGGGUGGAGCAUUUUCCGUAAAAUUUUAUUAUAGUGUCUCUCAACACGAUAUGGUUUCCUGUAGAUCCCAUUGUUCCAGCUUGAUGAAGUGUACAAAUCUUUAAUAUUUUUCAACGAUGCACAAUACGAUUUAAUUAAAAUACUCAAGUUGACUUUAAUCUCUUUAUAUAUUUUGAAAAACUAUCAAGUAUUAUUAAGUUCUAUGUUUAUAAAAGUUUACGAGGUAGAAUAGAAUAUGUAAAUAUAAGAUAUAUUUCAUAUAAUAUUUAAAUAUACAGCAUGGAAAAUAUAAUUCUUAAAAACCAUAACAAAACUCUAUUACUUAAAUAUUAUAUGAUGUUCGGUUGUUAUAUUUAUAAGCUAAGAACCAUCCGAAGAUCACAAAACUUAGAACAAGUACAAUUAGUCCGAUAACAGAUGUGGGUG